This is a messenger RNA of Ornithodoros turicata, 4431 nucleotides long. It is a transcript of the gene rad50, whose product is annotated as DNA repair protein RAD50-like. Lineage: Eukaryota; Metazoa; Arthropoda; Arachnida; Ixodida; Argasidae. Gene Ontology annotation, molecular function: G-quadruplex DNA binding; single-stranded telomeric DNA binding; ATP hydrolysis activity. The transcript has 3 exons. Bases 159 to 4085 code for a protein of 1308 amino acids. The record is from RefSeq and is a predicted model, not a curated record. Gene Ontology annotation, cellular component: condensed nuclear chromosome; Mre11 complex; nucleus. Gene Ontology annotation, biological process: chromosome organization involved in meiotic cell cycle; double-strand break repair; telomere maintenance via telomerase.
GCCAUAUCUUGUCGUGUACGUUCAUGUUUAAGGCUGCUUCUCGCAGCAGCUCAUCGCUGGAUUUUACGGUACUCAAUUUUUCAUCACCGUCACUUAGAGAAUGAGGUGUUCCUCGGUUUAUUAACUUUCGGACUUUGUCACUGAAUCAGCCGAUCAAAAUGUCAAUGCUCGAAAAGCUGCAGGUUCAAGGGAUCCGAAGCUUCGGACCAAAAGAAGAACACAAGCAAGUAAUGGCAUUUGCUUCACCGGUCACAUUUAUUCUGGGAUGCAACGGGACGGGAAAGACCACCAUUAUAGAGUGUCUCAGGAACGCAACGACCGGAGACCUACCCCCGGGUCAGGGUAAAGUGUUCAUAAACGAUCCAAAACUGAGCGGUGAGCGCGAGGUAAACGCUCAGAUCAAACUGAUGUUCCGAGAUGUCCGAGGCAAACAAAACAUCGUGACGCGCAGUUUCAACAUGAAACAGAAUAAAACGAACACAACCACCUUCAAGACCGUCGACACUGCUCUCGUCCAACAUGCUGCAGACGGCAGCAAAUUGCACGUGACGCCAAAAUGCAUGGACGUAUCUGCUACCAUCACGGAACUGCUCGGUGUGCCACGACCCAUCUUGGACAACGUCAUUUUCUGCCACCAGGCGGAUUCGUGCUGGCCCCUGUCUGAAGGCCUUCAGCUGAAGACCAAGUUCGAUAACAUCUUUGCUGCGACUCAGUACCUGAAGCUGCUCGACUCCAUCCGGCAGCUCAAGAAGGAGUACGACGCCGAAGUUCACGUCUUGAGCAAGACCAUGGUUCAUUUAGCGAAGCGCAAGGAGCGGGCUCAAGAAUACGAGAACGAGAUAAAGACGUGCACGCGACAACUCGAGGAAGGCACGACGAACCGUCAGCAGGCUGAAGAGAAGCUGGCGGACGUCGUGAGAAUGUGGGAGGAAAUUGAAAAGAAGGAAACGAGGACGAGAGAAAUACAGGCGAGCCUCAAAGCGGAGCAAGAUAAACUCGACGGGACGAGGUCGAUGUGCGAACGCAUCAAGAAGAACCUGAAAGAAAUUUACGACGGUCCGGCAGCGGAGCUGAAACGACAGAUCGAGGACUUCGAAGCUCACAUGGAAGCGCAAAAGAGGUCGCUGGAAAAUUUGCAGCGAGAGUCGCGCGAGUUGGCAUUAAAGGUGAACAACCUCGUGGACGAAAAGAGCGAACUGCUGCCCCUUCUCGGACAAUUGGAGAGCGAGAAGCGAGCUACAGAGACCGCGACGAGGGCCCUCGAAGACAGGAUGGAUAAGCUGAAUGACAGACUAGGGUUGAGGCUGCUGCUGCCGAAGCAGUCCCCGGUUGCUGAGAAAGCUUCUUCGGUCCUGUACGAACUGAACGAGACGGUCAAAGAGGCUCAGCGAAAUCUGGAGGAUUCAAAAAAGGAUCGUGACAUUCAGGUGAAAGAACAGCAAGAUCGCGUGGACAACUUACGCGAGCAGAAGUCGAAGAGCGAGCAGAGAUUGGAGUCGACCCGCAGGCAGGUGUCGGAAAAUCAGAAAGAAAUCAUGCAGAUCCGACGAGAGUUGCUUCAGGCGGAGACGUACUGCUCGCAGAUCCGCGGUUACGAAAACGAGAUCAGAGACCUCCAGGGUAAGGUUGGCGAGCUCGAGGCGGAAAUUCCGACGGAUUCCAUCCGCGAGAAGAUUGACGCGAGCCAGAAACUUAAAGACGAGCUAAGGCAGAAGCUCGAGCUCCUGAGCAAGGAGUUGGUUGACAUGCAGAAGUUCAGCGCGGAACAGGCGGAGAUCGAGCACGUUCGUAAGGAACUCGACGAGAAGCGUCAGUCGCUUGAGUCAACCAAGGACGAGGUACGGAGCAAGUUUGAAGAACUCCUCGGAAGCCUUCCGUCUGCGGAUUAUGCCGCGAAGGUCAAGACUAAAGUGCGGAGCAUAGAAGAUCGAGUGAGCACGCUUCGAAGUGAGUGCAACAAGCUGCAAGCGUCGGAGAGUUCUUUGGAAACUCGACGGCGGAUGCUUCAGGAAGAUCUGAAAAAGAAAGAAAUUGAGCUCGAUAAGAUUAGAAAGAAAAUAGUCAACGUGUGCGGUUCGGAAGACCUCGACGACAGCAUCGCGGAGCUGAACCUCACGAUCGCGCAACUUCGUGACGAGAAAGGCUGCCUCACCGGAAGCGAGUUCAUCUUCAAGAGGUACGUUACCAGGAUGAAGAAAGAUAGCAAACCGUGCUGUCCACUGUGCAAGCGGGGCUUCAACGACGCCAAAGAAGCCAGGAAGCUCACCGACUACAUAGAAGAGAAAAUACAGAUCAUUCCGAACGAGCUCGAGCGGAUGACGAGGGAGCUUUCGGAAAAAGAGGCGAGCUACAACGAGAUGAUUAGACUGAAAGGCGACGAAGAGAAGAUGUCGAAGUUGAGACUCGAAGUGCCGGACCUGCAGCAGCAGAUCGAAACGAUCACCGUCGAACUCGAAACGUCCAAGAAGCUCCGGAGCGAGAAGGAAGAGGCGCUGGACGUUGAAGAGGUGUUCAACCUGGAGACGGCGCGGUCUCUCGUCCGAGAGGCGGAGACAAUCGACCGUCUGGAAUCCGAAGCCGCGUCCUGCCAGAGGAAGCUGGCUUCAAAGUCGCCUAGCGUUCGGAAGUUGAAGCCCGGGAGGACGGCGGAGGUCGUAGCCAAAGAAAUAAAGGACUUCAACAAACGGGUGAAAGAGCUGGACGACGCCGUGACGACGUAUCGUGCCAGGUUGGAAGAGCAUCAGCAGCUGAAAAUGGCGCUCAACGAAGUGCAGAGCACGAAGCUGAGGCUGGAGUCGAAGAUGAAGGAGGAGUCCCACCUGCGAGAUCGGAAAGCGAAGUUGGAGGAGGAAAACGAGAAAUCCAAGGUCGCGGAGUCUGGGCUGGUCAGGGAGGGAAACGGUCUUGAACGGGAGCUGCGGGAAUCGAUGCAGGCAAAAGAAGCCAUAGUCAAAGACGCAGAAUCUCGCAUAGAAGAACUUCGAAACCGGAUCAACGUCCGUAGGGCGGAGAAAGAAGAGAUAGAAAAGAGCUUCUCCACCAUCGCGGCAUUCUCCAAGAGCGGAAAGCUGGAGAAACUGAACGACGUGAGGCUCCGGCUGUCCACUUUCCAGGACAAGAUAGACGCCCUCGAGAAGCAGAAGGCAGAGAAAGACGCUUCGAUCACCCAGUUCCAAAAGAACCUCUCGAAUGAGGAACUCCGCGAACGAGAGCUCAAGGACAACCUACAGCUCCACGAACUGAGGGUCGAGACGGUCCGAAGAGAGGCUCGCAUCAAAGAAAUCCAGGAGCAGCUAGACAGCCUGGAGGUCCGGAACCUCCAGCUGGAGAAGAGGAGGGUCGCGGAUAAGAUGCAGACGUUGAGGGAGGAGAGGGAGUACUACGACGUCCGUUGCAAAGAACAGCGGAUCAAGAUUGAAGCGGCCAGGCGGGAACUGACGGGGCAUUUCAAGGACGCCAAGAAGGAGUACGUCCAGGAUUUAUGCAAGAUGAAAUUGAAAGAGAGGUUGAGCAAAGAGCAGGACAUGUACUACCGUGCUGUCAACUACGCGGUGCUGCAGUAUCACGAGCAGAAGAUGAAAGACAUCAACAAGGUCAUCCGCCAGCUCUGGCAGGAAACCUACAGCGGAGACGACAUCGAGUACAUCAAGAUCAAGACGGAAGCAGACGACAAAGGACUCGCAAAUUCCAAGCGCUCUUGCAACUAUCGUGUGGUCAUGGUUCGCGGAAAUGUGGAGCAGGACAUGAGAGGGCGAUGCUCCGCGGGACAGAAAGUGAUGGCGUCCAUCAUCAUCCGUCUCGCCCUCGCGGAGACGUUCUGCCACAACUGUGGGAUCCUUGCGCUCGACGAGCCGACCACAAAUCUUGACCGCGCCAACAUCAGAGGCCUCGCGGUGGCGCUAGCGAACAUUAUCAAGGAGAGGAUGGUGCAAAAGAACUUCCAAAUGAUCAUUAUCACCCACGACGAAGAGUUCCUCCGCGCGUUGAGUCAAAGGCUGCCAACAUCGGAGUAUUUUUACAAGGUUGAAAAGUCAAGCUUGGGUUAUACGACUAUCAGGAAACACCUCCUCAGCACAAUAAUGUGAUUCUGUCUUGUACAUGAUACUCAGAAAUGGGAAAGUGAAAGUGAAAGGGAAAGUGAAGGUACGCAGGACCAAACAAACGUUGCAUAUGUCUUUCCAAACACUUGUUGAAUGCAACUGCUUUCUUUGUUUUGUUAGGUUGUUCCACGUCGUGUUCCGUAAAAUGAGGUCGUGAGAAAUGUCACAGUGGGGUUGCGUACUCUGUGAUGGACAGUUGUGUUUAAAUUUCUCAAUAUUCCCAUAUUUAUUGGCAUGUUGAGACCAGUGAAUAGCUUUUUGGAUGUUGAGUGGCUCCAAAUUUUAUGUGUAUGUCAGCUGAAUAAAGUGAAAAAAGAAAAAGGUAACAAAA